This is a messenger RNA of Peronospora matthiolae, 1095 nucleotides long. Lineage: Eukaryota; Oomycota; Peronosporomycetes; Peronosporales; Peronosporaceae. The record is from the annotation of a GenBank genome assembly.
AUGCUGUCCUCCAACAAGUUGUACGUCACGUGCGCGACCGCGGCUCUGAUCAUGUCUAGCAUCGCUGCUACGGAAUACAACGAGGACUUGCAUCUUGGCGUUGGCGCAGGUGUGGGCCUCAACCUCGGCGGCACUACAAUCGGUGCUGGCGCUGGCGCUGACGUCAUCCUCGGUACUGGCAACGCAGAGCAAAUCUCCUAUGCUCCGUGCCCUGACUCGGAAGGGAACACUGAGCACCCGCCGGCGUCAUACGGUGGUUAUCCCUCGACUAUCAUUGGCGUUGGUGCCGGUCUUGGCGCGAAUAUUGGUGGCUCCGGUGGUCUGUCCGUCGAUGCUGGUGCUGGUGCCAUCGUCGGUUCCGGCACUGCCGGCCACCGAUCGACUUUUGAUGACUACAAUGGCAUCGGGGUUGGUGCGGCUGCCGAUGUGAACAUCGGUGGUUCCGGUCUUCUGUCCGCAGGCGCUGCUGCUGGUGCCAUCGUCGGUACCGGCACUGCUGACCACCGAUCGACUUUUGAUGACUACAAUGGCAUCGGGGUUGGUGCGGCUGCCGAUGUGAACAUCGGUGGUUCCGGUCUUCUGUCCGCAGGCGCUGCUGCUGGUGCCAUCGUCGGUACCGGCACUGCUGACCACCGAUCGACUUUUGAUGACUACAGCGGCAUCGGCGUUGGUGCUGAUGUGAACAUCGGUAGCUCCGGUGGUCUGUCCGCAGGCGUUGGUGCCGGCGUUGGUUUGUUCACUGGUGGCACCGAAGGUCACCCAUUCGUGCAAGAAUAUACCGGCGGUAUUAAUGCUGGCGCUGGUCUUAUCGUCGGUAUUGACGGCCAUCCUGUGACUACUGAGGACCACCAUACCGAAGACAACAUGGGAAACGGUUACGGCCAACAGGACCAGACAACCCCGAACCAAGUGAAUGGUGAACCCACCCAGCAGCAGGGACAGGGCGAUUCCAGCAAUCUGUACGGCGACAAUGGCUUGGAUCCUGAUGAGAAUGGUAGUACGAAGCAGAAGCCCGUCAAGAUGGGCUACGUGCCGCAGAAGGAGGUUUCAACUUCAGCCAUGCCAACUGGCCGUCGUCUUCGUGCGCAGAUCUGA